Thecamonas trahens ATCC 50062 is the source of this 459-nucleotide messenger RNA. RefSeq lists its product as uncharacterized. The record is from RefSeq and is a predicted model, not a curated record. The transcript is spliced from 2 exons. The coding region runs from base 1 to 459 and encodes 152 amino acids. NCBI's taxonomy places the organism in Eukaryota, Apusomonadida, Apusomonadidae.
AUGGCGGUGGCUUUCCCGCCGCAGAUCCCGAACAACCGUCGAUUCACGGAUCUCUGGGAACACGAUGAACUCACGCCCGAGCUCAAAGUCGCCCGCAUCGGCACUCUCUACGCCCUCCUCGAGCGUGGCCUCGCUCCGUACUCCCCGGCUCGCGACAGCGUGGUUGACAUGGUCGACGAUCUUGCCGACCGCAUCCAGGCCAUUGUUCCCAACUACUCGGCCGAUGUGGCGUUGUGCGGCGGCCGCUUUGAUCUUGUCUUUGCCGCCGACUGCCUCUUCUUCGAAGCUGCCCACUCGGGCCUCAUCCAUGCCAUCGCGUCUCUGCUCAACGACGCGCCGCCGUUCUUGUCGCGCCUCGACGCGGUUGCCGCCGACGGCCAGCUCACACUCAUCCACGCCACCCUCGACGCCUCCUACAACCCGAUCUUGCUUCCCAGCACGCCGAGUUCUCCGCUAUAG